This is a messenger RNA of Lecanosticta acicola, 1487 nucleotides long. Lineage: Eukaryota; Fungi; Ascomycota; Dothideomycetes; Mycosphaerellales; Mycosphaerellaceae. The record is from the annotation of a GenBank genome assembly.
AUGAACAGAGAAGUAACCGCAAACGGCAACUUCAAGGGCAUGGGUAAGGAGACCAAGGAUGAUAGAUUCGAGGUCGACACGCCAGCUAGUGUACGGGGACGGAGGACGACUAUGAGCUGAGAGGCUUAUUCAACCUUCAGCAAGCCUGCUUCGCCAACUCUGCUCUCCAAAUUCUCAACGCGGCCUUGAGUUUUGAGGAGAUCAAGAAGCUUCGAGGCAACAACCCGCUCUCCCUGUUCAAAUACACGUACCAGGAGCUUUUGACUAUAUUUGACCUGUCAGGCAAGCUGAGGGUUACACAUAAAUACUCCAAGAUGCUCGAGAAACUGCGCCAGACUAUUGCGCUUGAGGGCGCAACGUCGGAGAGCGGCAGUAUCGCGAUUGGUCCCUAUCUUGGCCAGCUGCUGGUGGACAUGCGAGAGGGUGUCUCACACAAAUCACCCAAGCAGUUGGAUAGGGUCAACCCUCUCAUCCUUCAACAGGUCUUCGCGUAUGGAGGUCGUGAAGAUCGCCAUCAGUUCGACGGAGACCUCCAGCAGGAUUGCCAUGAGUAUUUGAUGGGUCUAGUCAAUGCCGUGGCCGAGAGACAUCCCUUCAUGGGAAAGCUUUUCGAGGUGGAGACCUCAGUGCGGGAGCGGUGCACAGUAUGCAACUGGGAGCGCACGAGCAUAGUCCCACAAUUCGGACGCACAUUCCAAGUACCGCCAUCCACCAUAGGACUGAGGGAUUCGAUCGAGCGACACUCGUCUGUGGCGGCGGAAUUUGGCGAGAAGCAAUGCCCGACAUGCGAGAAGUUCGGCACGCUCGUCGAGACCACAACCGUGUCCAAGAUUGGCAACCAUCUAGUAGUCGCGCUGAACCGGUCUGGAAACAACGAUCAUAAAGUGUUGACCAAGAUUGGGCUGGGAGAUACGGAUUUGCGGUUCGAGCACGGUGGUAACAGUUAUGUUGCGAAAGCCAUCAUCCGUCAUAAUGGCUCUAAGACCACCAACGGACACUACACGGCGCUUGUAGAACACCAGAGCUCGUGGCACGAGACCGACGACCUGGACUGCACCAAAGUGACGUUGAACGACUUGGCUGACCGUCGCAAGAAUCUGUGCUCCAUAGUGCUGUUCCAGAAGGGCCGGGCGCGAGGAAUUCCAGCACCAGGUGCGCGCCAAUGACGGUAAGGACGCCACGAAGGAAGAAGCGGCGGAGGAGGCGGUUACGCAGGAGACCCAGCAUGUGGAGCCCCACGAAGGAGAUGCACACCAGGCUGGAGAGACGGAGGGUAGAGAGUAAGCCAUUCAGGAUGGAACGACGGAUGAAGCCCAAGCAAGGGAGGAUCGAAUAGUUGAGGAGGCACAGAAGACUGCUUGACCGUCAAGGAUGUGGACACCACCUCCUCCAAAGCUCAUAGCUUGGACGCGAACGGCUUCGUCAAGACCGGCAAGUACGUCUUCUUCGGCGGUAUCGCGGCGCGUACCUCUCCAUACAGGGACUGA